AUGGAUACUAUCAAUUCUUCCUUUCAAACUAGUUCCGGUGACGAUGAGAGCACGUCAGAUAACGCUGUGUACUCCUCCGUACCACACUUCGUUAUCUUAACCAUCAAAAUGAUUGUUAUCGGUUUACUCCAAAGCACCCCAACAAAGGCUGAGAUUCGUGAUCCCACAGUCCUUUGCUUCUUGUCCUUCUGCCUCAUCUAUUUCGUCCUUCUCGUACAAGAAGCAAAGCUCAGACGAAACCAAUCUCUCACUUACCACUUUGUUAGGAAGGCAAGUCAUUUCUUUGGCGUAGCCGCGGUUAACAUCCUCGUCUCGCUCAUUUCUCCUAUCUUCGCCCUCGUCGUUGCUAUUAUGUGUGUCUUUUGGUUCCUCUUCGUUACGUACUAUACCAAGCACAACCAGAACGCUGAAACUGCUGUCAAUCAAUCUGAUGAUCCGAUUCCUCCAGUCUAA
Arabis nemorensis is the source of this 453-nucleotide messenger RNA. The record is from the annotation of a GenBank genome assembly. NCBI's taxonomy places the organism in Eukaryota, Viridiplantae, Streptophyta, Magnoliopsida, Brassicales, Brassicaceae.